AUGUCGAGCAAGGCUGCAUUGAAGGCCGUAAGAACCGCCUUGGACACCAAGGACUAUGCGGCUGCUGCUGAUAAAGCUAAGGCACUAGUCCAAAAUGAUCCCCAAAAUUACCAUGCCAACGUUUUCCUUGGACUAGCGAACGACAGGUUGAAUGAAUUUGCUGCAUCGGAACAAGCAUACCUUGCUGCGACAAAAAUCAAACAGAGCGAUCGCACUGCUUGGCAAGGGCUGAUCAAUUUGUACGAAAAGCAAGGCGGGUCAAAGCUGGAUGCAUACCAUGAUGCGGUUCUGAAGCUUGGUCAAAUCUUCGCAGAUUGUGACGAGAAAGAACGAUGCCAGGAUGUUGUCGACAAAUACAUCAAACUGGCUCGAAGGCAGAACGAUAAAGCUCAGUACCGGAAGGCCCUCGAACUACAACUUCCGAACUCUCCGCUCUACUCUUUCCUUGAAGGCCGACUCGCCCACCCGUCCCUGACCUACCUUCGUAUGAUCGAAAUUACCGAGUCGCUCGAGAAAGAAUACAUCAACCGAGAAAUUGGUGAACGAAGAACACGUCUCGGUGCAACCAAAGAAAGUGUUACGAUCGAGGUCAAACGUGAUGCAUUCCGUAAAAGCCAGCUUGAGGACCUGUAUCGAGGCCUCAUUGAUUGGACAAAUGACGACGCCGUGCGUCGCCAGUAUGAAGAGAAGCUUUUGAGCCGGGCUUACGAGGAACUUGAGCUCCUCGGCACUGGAAAAAAGCCGGCCAAGAGGAAGGAAAUCCUGCGUGCGGCGCAAGAUAUGGUCAUCAUCAAACAUCCUUUUGAGCUUGCUUGGAAUAUUGUACUCGAGUGGAAAGAUAUUGAAGAGUACUCCGAAUGGGACGUCGGUGUGCUGCGCGAGUACAUUGAGUUUUUCCCCGAGAGCGGGUUGGCAAAGGUUCUCAAGGGUUUCCUUGCUACUGAACUGUCCCCUUUUCCACGGGAAGAUAAUGAAGCGAAAGAGGUUGCAGGCAACAAAGCCUUGGGCAAAGAUGCUGAAAGUUCCGAGGCUGUCGAGGCCUUCGACGCUACAGAUGCUGCCGAAGCAGGGACUGCAGACAGACUGAUUCUCAUGGCGGAGGGACUCGAAUCAGCUCCGUCGUCUGUAAUUGCUCACCGAAUCAUGGCCGAUCUCUACUUGCUCCUCGAAGAAUAUGAGAGUGUCGUGGACGUUGCUCGCAAGGGCCUCCGAAACAUUGCCGACUUCGUCAAACUCACCGGAUGGAAGUGCCAAAAUAACACGGACGCCUUAAAUAUCAUUCUCGCGAACGCUCUCAUCCCGUACCAAUCGCCUCGACACCACCCGGAAGCAAAAUCCAUCUUCGAGACUAUUCUCCAACAGAAGCCGACCUCCACUGUCUGUCUAUUGGGGAUCGGUCUCAUCUUAAAGGUUGACCAGGAUUACCAAAAUGCAGCGGAUUAUUUGAACCGUGCGUUGGAGCGUGAUCCCACGAAUAUCAAGAUACGCGGCGAACUCUUCUGGUGUAAAGCCUUGAGUGGCGAUCUGGAGAACAGUCUGUACGGUCUCCAAAGUGCUCUUGAUCAAUUGAACGAACAGCAACCGCAGAACAAGUCGUUCAAAUCCGAGCUUCUCUACCGAAUUGGUUAUUGCCAAUGGCAGCUUGACACUUCCACGGCUGCACGCAAAGAUCGCAACGGCGCUUACGCCAGCUUCCUCGCGUCGAUAAAGGCCAACAUGAAUUUUGCACCGGCAUACACAAGCCUCGGUUUCUACUACGCAGACUACAAGAAAGACAAGACUCGAGCACGCCGAUGUUUCCACAAAGCUUUCGAGUUGUCUUCUUCGGAGACUGAAGCUGCGGAGCGCCUUGCACGAGGCUUUGCUGAUCAGAAGGAAUGGGAUCUAGUUGAGGCAGUUGCGCAAAGGGUUGUUGACUCAGGAUAUGCUAAGCCUGCCCCAGGCUCCAAGCGAAAGGGACAUAGUUGGCCUUAUGCGGCUCUGGGCACUGUCCAGAUCAACCGCCAGCAGUACGCAAAGAGCAUAGUUUCAUUCCAAGCCGCGUUGCGGAUCAGUCCGGAAGAUUACCAUUCCUGGGUUGGAUUGGCAGAAAGCUACCACCAUUCUGGCCGAUACAUUGCAGCCACAAAGGCGUUUGAGCAUGCGCGGGAGCUUGAGUCGACUCUGUCGAAGGAGGAGAAAGAUCACAUUUGGUUCGCGCGGUACAUGAUGGCGAAUGUGAGACGUGAGCUCGGCAUGUAUGACGACGCCAUUGCCAGCUAUGAAGAUGUCCUGACUACACGCCCCGAUGACAUCGGUGUCUCUAUCGCACUUUUACAAACAUUGACUGAGAGCUCGUGGAAAAGUCUUGAUUCGGGUCUGUUCAAUGAUGCGGCAGAGCUCGCCUGCAAAGCUAUUCGAGUAGCCGGAUCACUCGUGACUGCGGACAGCAACAUUUUCAAUCUCUGGAAAUCAGUGGGUGAUGCUUGUUCAAACAUGACCUUUAUCAAGAAAAAGAUGAGCAAACUUUCUUUUCCGGAAUGCAAGGCCUUGUUGACGUACGAUUUGGAUCCCGUUGCAUUCGAUAUCAUGGCAGAGGUUGAUGGUGUGAGCCGGGAUUGGCUUGACACAAUUGACAGUGCCGGCGAGCAAUCAGCCGAUUUUGGUAUCUUUGUGGCAAUCCUAGCAUACAAACGUGCCCUCUCAGUAUCGAAACAAGACGCCCACGCGCAAGCCGUAGCAUGGUACAACCUGGGAUGGGCGGAGUACAGGGCAUACCUGAGUGUGCACCGCGAACACGGAACUAAAGGCAAGAAGCCUCGGAAGUUCUUGAAGGCCUCGAUGCGAUGCUUUAAACGCGCCAUUGAGCUUGAGGCUGGCAAUUCAGAGUUCUGGAAUUCGCUUGCGGUGGUGACCACCGCCAUGAGUCCAAAGGUGGCUCAGCAUGCUUUUGUAAGAAGCCUGCAUCUGAAUGACCGGAGUGCUCAAGUCUGGACAAAUUUGGGUGCGCUUUAUCUUCUGCACAACGACACCCAGCUUGCAAACGAGGCAUUCACGCGUGCCCAGUCUACCGACCCGGAUUACGCUCAAGCGUGGGUGGGUCAGGGUCUUCUCGCGCUUCUUUACGGAGAUGCAAAGGAGGCGCGGGGCCUCUUUGAGCAUGCCUUCGAUAUCUCUAAUUCGUCUGCGAUGUUACCCAAGCGUCAAUACGCCCUCACUCUGUUCGAUCAUCUGCUUGGAGACUCUUCUGCAUCGAACGAGGUCUCGCAGCUCAUUCAACCUUUCUUUGCUCUGCAACAGCUCUGCUCGCAAAAUCCAUCCGAUCUUCCCUUCAUGCACCUUUCUGCCUUGCUGGCCGAAAGGAUGGGCGAAUUCUCUUGUGCCGGGUCUAAUCUGGAAGUUGUUUGCCUGGCCAUGGAAUCGGAGUUUGAGAAUACCGAAUCUCCUUCCUCCUUGUCUAAAUUUGCUCAAGCGAAUGCAGACAUGGCUCGUGUGCAUCUCGCGAAUCAUCGUUAUGCGGAAGCGGCCGAAAAAGCUGAGACUGCGCUGACAUUGUCAGGUGAAGAGGACGCCGAAUCAUUUGACGCUGACGCGUGUCGUAAACUUCGGCUUUCGGCUCACCUCACAGCAGGUUUGGCAUUCUAUUUCCUCAAGUCCAUGGAUCAGGCCAUCGAUAUGUUUGGAAAUGCCCUCCAGGAAGCCAAUAAUGACCCAGACGUCGUGUGUCUUUUGGCCCAAGUGCUCUGGGCAAAGGAUGGCGAAGAAGAGCGUUCUUUAGCACGACAGCAACUAUUUGACUGUGUGGAAAGCCAUCCUGAGCAUGUCGGUGCCGUGACGCUUCUCGGGGCUAUCGCCCUGCUCGACGAAGACCGGGACGCCAUUGAAGCGGUCGAGGCUGGGCUUCACAACAUCAUUACGCGCGAUGACAUUGAUAUUCACGACCGCGCCAAAGUCGUGAAGCUGCUCGCCGCUAUUUCAGCCAUGGGAUUCAAUGACAGGGCAAACCUACCCGAAGACCUUCGCCAGAUCGGCGAGGCGACUGCAGCAAUCAUGCUAUCGCCCAGUCAGCCUCAGGGGUGGAUGGAACUUUCCAAAGUUUCGGAUAGCUCUUAUCCAGCAGAGAUUUCCAUUCAACGUGCUCUCCGCAGCGUACCCCCUCACGGAAGUCUGGAUGCCACCGACCUCUGCCAGGCUUACGCGCAAGCGGGCACUGCCGAGGAUGGCUUCCGAGCUAUCAUGGUGGCUCCAUGGAAAAAGGACGGCUGGGAAGAAUUGAGGCAUGGCUUGUCCAACGUUGGCGCGUAG
Molecule: messenger RNA, 4284 nt
Organism: Penicillium oxalicum
Lineage: Eukaryota; Fungi; Ascomycota; Eurotiomycetes; Eurotiales; Aspergillaceae
Product: SKI complex subunit tetratricopeptide repeat protein SKI3
Exons: 3
Coding region: 1-4284 (1427 amino acids)
Cellular component (GO): Ski complex
Molecular function (GO): protein binding
Source: RefSeq, a predicted model, not a curated record